AUCCCGCAUGACGACGCGCUCAUUGCCUCACGAUUAUUGAAGAAGGAACGAGCGAGAAGCGUCUCUUCUGCAAUUUCUUCUCUGGACUGGAGGGUUAUUGCCAGAAUAUCUACGCGGCUUAUCUGCACUUUGGUGGAUUUCGCUUGCAUUGUAAAACUUCAUCAUCUGGCUUUCUGACAAGAAACACGAAAUGAAACCCUUUGCCUCGUUUGUCAUCCAGAUUGCGGUGACGCUCCAACUUCAGCUUUCACCUGCUCAGAUUACGGCCUCAUCCAGCUCAAACAGCACAACUGGAGUGUUAACGUUCCAGGAGGUGUGGGGUCGUAGUUUCUGCCGGACCAUAGAGAAGCUGGUGGAGGUGGUCCAGGAGUACCCCGGGGAGGUGGAGCACAUCUAUAGUCCCUCCUGUGUGCCCCUAGUGCGCUGCGCUGGUUGCUGUGGCGAUGAGAAUCUGGAGUGCCACCCUACUCAGACCUCUAAUGUCACCAUGCAGCUGUUGAAAAUCAAGCCAGGGGAACAGGGUCAAGAAUACGUUGAGAUGUCUUUUGUGGAGCACCAGACAUGUCAAUGUAGAAUCAGGAAGGCUGUGGUGAAAAGUGAAAGGAGGGGACAAAGAGGAAGAGGAAGAAAAAGAAAGGAGAGACAGAGAGUGAAAGAUUGUGACAAGUGUCAGCCCCCUCGCAGGUAACUGCAGGAGCAGCCCUACACCUGUUGCCACCGGCAUCUCUAUUUAUUCUCUGCCCAGCGCUAACAGUAUCAAGAGUCUUCUAAACACUGUGUCUCUCUGCACCUAGAGACUCAAUCAGCUGGGUUGUUAUGGUGACUGACAGGCCCUCCAGCCUAGGGGAGUUUUUCUGACUUAAGUUCUACAGGAAGCACAUGUUGCUGGGUGAAAAAAACCACCUUGGUGACAACUGACCUGACAGAUGUUUCUGUGAAGCGGUGCAAUGGAGGACCAAACUUUUUAAGGUUUUAGACUAACAAUCACGAUGGAUAUGUUUGGCAUUAUUACAUGAUUAUUAUUGUUUAGUGUUGUUUUUUAUUGCUGUGGUUGUUUUUGCUGGUGAUCCCGUUUAAAAAUAAUAGGUCUACUUAUAAAUAAAUGUUCUAUUCAUGAAA
Molecule: messenger RNA, 1119 nt
Organism: Salvelinus fontinalis (brook trout)
Lineage: Eukaryota; Metazoa; Chordata; Actinopteri; Salmoniformes; Salmonidae
Product: placenta growth factor-like
Exons: 7
Coding region: 191-688 (165 amino acids)
Biological process (GO): vascular endothelial growth factor signaling pathway; positive regulation of protein phosphorylation; positive regulation of mast cell chemotaxis
Cellular component (GO): membrane
Molecular function (GO): chemoattractant activity; vascular endothelial growth factor receptor binding; growth factor activity
Source: RefSeq, a predicted model, not a curated record